AUGGGUCUGUGUUGACGUUGGGCUGAGUAGUAGUAAAUAAUUAAGUUUUGGGGUUUAGGUUAGAAGAAAUCCUCCCACCGAAGCACACAUGGAACCUUAGAUUUGUGUUAGGGCAAAAAUGGACGUAGAUAGCGAUAUUGACGCAAAGUUAUUGCAGCAGUUUAGUUCGAUGGGAACCACUGACAGGGAGGUUCUCAUUUCGGAGUUCCAAAAACUGCUAGGCAAUCAGUUGAAUCCCACAGGAUGUGCGUUUUUCCUGGAUAUGAACAACUGGAAUUUGCAGGCUGCUGUGUGCUCAUAUUAUGACUUUGAGCAGCCUAAUGUUAGAAUACCCCUCAUGACCUUUAUAAAAGAUGUGACGAUAGGAGAUGGAGAGUCUAUCCCCCCAAACACACGCUUUAUAAAAACAUGGCGGGUACAAAAUUCAGGUGCAGAGAGUUGGCCCCCGGGCUGCUGUUUAAAGUUCUGCAACGGAGAUCAGUUAGGGACUAGAGACCGUGUGAUGGUGGAGGCCUUACAGCCGGGCCAGUCCACAGAUAUUAGUGUGGAAAUGACGAGUCCCUGUGGUACUGGGGUCUAUCAGGGCCAGUGGAGGAUGAGCACAGCUAUUGGCAUGUUUUUUGGAGAAGUCAUAUGGGUGAUAAUUACUGUGGAGGAGAAUGGGCUUAUGGGGGUGACGCAGCAGCUCUCUAGGAUCGGAGGAGAACUCAGUUCCCAGUGUCGUACGGAACCCACCACCAAUCCAUUUGCGUCCCCAUCAGAUUUAAACCAGAGUGUGAGUGAAAUGAGAGUUGGCUGUGGUAACGAAUUGAUGGUGACACGUACGCCCUCCACUCCUAACCUGAGCUUCAAUAGGUCUGGGUUACAGGGUCCUCAGGUGAUAGAGUACGAUCCGUGUACAGAGAUGACAGAUCAGUCUGAAGAGAGCGAGAUGUCCUAGCAUACUCCCUGCGAUCACACCAGUGUGGAUGAGUGACUGUAUUAUAAGUAUGACAGGGGCAGGUAACUGCUCAUCUCUUCAUCUCCUAACCAUCAACAUUGAUUCAUACAC
Molecule: messenger RNA, 1051 nt
Organism: Liolophura sinensis
Lineage: Eukaryota; Metazoa; Mollusca; Polyplacophora; Chitonida; Chitonidae
Product: protein ILRUN-like
Exons: 5
Coding region: 119-940 (273 amino acids)
Biological process (GO): macroautophagy
Cellular component (GO): phagophore assembly site
Molecular function (GO): ubiquitin binding
Source: RefSeq, a predicted model, not a curated record